AUGGGAUGUCAUUGUAACGUACAAGAAAUUGAAUGCACUCAUCAUGCGGAAGAGCCGAAAAAGAAAAUUUAUCCAGAUAAUGUACCGUACUUACCACUACCAGGCGAUAAAUAUGGAAAUUCUGCUCCAAAGGAAAAUCCUCAGGACCAAAGCGGACCCUGGGCCACCGGUAAAGUCUCGUGGAAUCCUUCGGCAGGAAUCACAGGAGUGCGGCCGAUUGUUGAUCGUUACACCAUAACCAGAUACAGUAUGAAAGACUGGAGAAAAAAAAAUCAAGAUGAGUUAGAUAAAGCUUUUUUUACAACUAAAUUAAAGUCUGAUGUUAAAUGUACAAUGGAUUCCAUUAUUGAGGCAACCGACAAACAUCAAUCAGAUAAUUUUUUUUAUCUGGAAGACAGAUUCAAAGAAGUUAGAGAUAGUAAGGACGAUAUUGAAACACUUGUAAAAGAUUUCAGAGAGGAAAUUGUACUGUUGACAGAAACAAAGAUUAAACUUAAAUAUUCUCUUCCGGCUCUUAAAAUACCCGAAUCCAUUGCUGGAGAAUGCAUUGACAGGCGUACAACUAGAAUUGAACCUGAUUUGGUUAAGGACGAAGUAGAAAUUGAAUUGGUUAAGGAACUGUCAAUGGUUAAUAGCGUUAGAGAACUUUACGAAGACUUAAUUAAAAAUCUUGAAAAACAAAUAAAAAGUAAUAAAGCUAUAAAAGAUCAAUUAGAACUAGCAUGGAGUGAUAAAAAAGAAACUUGUGAAAUCGAAACUGUUAAUAUCGGUAUAAAAAAUAAUACGCCGACAAUUGGUUAUCACGGAGGAGCAAUAAGGUUUCCUGGAACGCAAUCCACGCCGGAAUCUUGGGCAAUUUACAACGCCACUCUUAUAACCAUGGCAAAAGAUGAACUUACCAAAUCGAGAGAUCUCCGAAAAACAGCCGAAGAAAAUAUAAUUGAAGAAUGUGUAAGAAAUCUUCGGAAGCAAGCCGACAUUGUGCACAAUGCUCUAUUAAAGAGAAUCGAAGAAAUGGAUCAAUGUCGACAAAUGUUCGAAAACGAACUUCGAGAUGUUUUACGGCAAAUAAGUGAAACCGAAUCGCUUUAUGACGGCCUUUUGAAGUUACAACGACAGUUAGAACACAACACAAAAGUCGUUGAAACAAGGCUUAACAAUCGUUUGAAAAGACCGAGAGCAGAAAAUUGUAAAGAUGUCCCCGAACUAGAGCUCUUCGAAGAAGCCGAACACAUAAAUGAUUAUAAAAAGCGUUUAAAACAACAAAUUUAUGACGUUGACAAAACAGUUUCAAAACUUUACGAAACUCGAAGCAAUUUAGAAUAUGUUAUAUUAACAAAAAGAAAAUCCCUGUAUGUUGACCAACAGCGUUGUUUGGCAUACAGAGAACGUUAUCCUAGUGCAGACACCUUAGCUGGAGGCAACGCCUGA
Pediculus humanus corporis (human body louse) is the source of this 1431-nucleotide messenger RNA. RefSeq names its product Tektin-3, putative. Bases 1 to 1431 code for a protein of 476 amino acids. Gene Ontology annotation, cellular component: nucleus; microtubule cytoskeleton. The transcript has 8 exons. Gene Ontology annotation, biological process: cilium assembly; cilium movement involved in cell motility. The record is from RefSeq and is a predicted model, not a curated record. NCBI's taxonomy places the organism in Eukaryota, Metazoa, Arthropoda, Insecta, Psocodea, Pediculidae.